Chenopodium quinoa (quinoa) is the source of this 1180-nucleotide messenger RNA. Its product is annotated as peroxidase 25-like. Gene Ontology annotation, molecular function: heme binding; peroxidase activity. The record is from RefSeq and is a predicted model, not a curated record. The transcript has 3 exons. Bases 1 to 795 code for a protein of 264 amino acids. NCBI's taxonomy places the organism in Eukaryota, Viridiplantae, Streptophyta, Magnoliopsida, Caryophyllales, Amaranthaceae. Gene Ontology annotation, biological process: response to oxidative stress; hydrogen peroxide catabolic process. Gene Ontology annotation, cellular component: plant-type cell wall; plasmodesma.
AUGAAGGCCUGCCUAAUUGCCUAUAGUAUAUUAAGUGAUGCUUCAGUGUUGAUUUCGGGGCCUUCAUCAGAAAGAACCGCCUUUACAAACAUUGGAUUGAAUGGCUUUGAUGUGAUUGAUGAAGCAAAAUCACAACUUGAGUCAUUAUGCCCAGGAGUUGUUUCUUGUGCUGAUAUCUUAGCUUUAGCUGCUCGUGAUUCUGUUACUUUGACUGGAGGUCCAAAUUGGGGAAUUCCACUAGGGAGAUUGGAUGGCAAGAGAUCUUCAGCAUCCGAUGCCUUAAACUUGCCAUCUCCUCUGGAAUCUAUUGCUGUCCAUAGACAAAAAUUUGCUGAUAAAGGUCUCAAUGAUCAUGAUCUUGUUACACUUGUUGGUGCACAUACCAUUGGACAAACCGAUUGCAGAUUCUUUCAAUAUAGGCUCUACAAUUUCACACCAACAGGCAACUCUGAUCCUUCAGUCAGCUCACAAAAUCUAGCCCAACUACAAGCCUUGUGUCCCAAAAAUGGCAAUGGUUUAACCAAGGUGGUUUUGGACAAAGAUAGUGGGAAUAGAUUUGAUGUUAAUUUCUUUAAGAACAUUAGGGAUGGCAAUGCUGUGCUCGAAUCCGAUCAACGAUUAUGGGGCGAUGAUGCAACUCGUGCAAUUGUGCAAAAUUAUGCAGGAAAUAUUAGAGGGUUGUUUGGUGUUAGGUUCAAUUUUGAUUUCCCUAAAGCUAUGAUUAAGAUGAGUACCAUUGAUGUUAAAACUGGUUCUAAUGGUGAGAUUAGAAAGGUUUGUUCAAAGUUUAACUGAAUGUAAGUUUGGUUAUUCUCAAUAAAUCAAUUGUGUCUAUCAAAUGAUAAAUUGUAAUGUUACACAAGUUGUACCGAUAAAUUGUAAUGUCACGAUGUGUUUUUUUUUUUUUUACUUAAAUAUAGGUUUCUUUUGGUUCAUCUAACUUAUUUUAUCUGUACUUAUAUUAUCUGAACUUAUAUAAUGUUGUAGCAUAAUUAAUACUCCGUAACUUACAUGAGAUUGUGUCAAAACUUAUUUUCAUUAUACACGUCAAGUAUACUAUUUCCGAGGUCAGUACUUUGUAUUUGUAUUGCUUUAUUCAUGCUUGCUCCACUUCAAGUAAUAUUUGUUGUAACUUUACAGUUAAAUAUUUUUUUCUUAAUCUCCCUUGCCAUUUUAAAGU